Molecule: messenger RNA, 1760 nt
Organism: Ceratina calcarata
Lineage: Eukaryota; Metazoa; Arthropoda; Insecta; Hymenoptera; Apidae
Gene: nop5
Product: nop5 ribonucleoprotein
Exons: 4
Coding region: 138-1760 (540 amino acids)
Cellular component (GO): small-subunit processome; box C/D methylation guide snoRNP complex
Molecular function (GO): snoRNA binding
Source: RefSeq, a predicted model, not a curated record
UAAGUUACGUGUACAUACAUAUGGAACCGGAAACAUUUACUGCUACCGCCCUAAGUUUGCCGCCUUUGAAAGAGGCGUGUAAAGAUAUUAUUAUAAACUAAUACGAUAUUUUUUAUCGUAAAUAAAACGAAAGCAAAAUGUUGGUAUUGUUUGAAACCCCAGCGGGGUAUGCUAUUUUCAAGCUACUCGAUGAAAACAAGUUGACAGAAGUAGAAAAUCUUUACCAUGACUUUGAAACACCGGAAACUGCAAGUAAAGUGGUGAAAUUGAAGCACUUUGAGAAGUUCGCUGAUACCACCGACGCUCUAGUUGCUACAACAGCUGCAGUAGAAGGUAAACUUUGUAAAUCGUUGAAGAAAAUGCUCAAAAAGCAUUGUAGUGAAGUUCAAGAACAAUUAGCUGUAGCAGAUGCUAAAUUAGGUAAUGCCAUAAAAGAUAAAUUAAGUUUAUCUUGUGUCAGUAACACUGCUAUACAAGAAUUAAUGAGAUGCAUAAGAAGUCAAAUAGAUGGUUUAUUGGUCGGUCUUCCUAAGAAAGAAAUAACGGCAAUGGCGUUGGGCCUAGCUCACAGCCUUUCUAGAUAUAAGCUGAAAUUUUCACCUGAUAAAAUUGACACUAUGAUAAUACAAGCCGUUUGUCUAUUGGAUGAGUUAGACAAGGAAUUGAAUAACUAUGUUAUGCGUUGUCGCGAAUGGUACGGCUGGCACUUUCCAGAACUUGGAAAGAUUGUUACAGACAACGUAGCAUUCGUGAAAACUGUGAAAAUAAUUGGAACCAGGGAAAAUACUAUUAAUUCGGACUUGUCCGACAUAUUGCCAGAAGAUGUAGAAGAAAAAGUAAAAGAAGCCGCUGAAAUAUCUAUGGGAACUGAAAUUUCGGAAGAUGACAUUCUAAACAUUCAACAUUUAUGCGAUCAGGUUAUCGAGAUUUCUCAGUAUAGAACACAAUUAUAUGACUAUUUAAAAGCGAGAAUGAUGGCGAUGGCACCGAAUCUUACCGUACUCGUGGGAGACCUGGUGGGCGCCCGCUUGAUAUCUCACGCCGGAUCUUUAAUUAAUCUUGCUAAACAUCCAGCGUCUACUGUACAAAUACUUGGCGCUGAAAAGGCAUUGUUUAGGGCAUUGAAAACUAAGAAGGACACACCCAAGUAUGGUUUAAUUUACCAUGCGCAACUUGUUGGGCAGUCUUCUACUAAGAAUAAGGGAAAAAUGUCUCGAAUGUUAGCAGCUAAAGCUUCGUUAGCGACUAGAGUGGACGCAUUAGGAGAAGAUGGGAAUUUCGAUUUUGGCGCUGAACAUAAAGCUAAGUUAGAAGCGCGUUUGAGAAUAUUAGAAGAAGGAAAUCUUCGUAGAAUCAGCGGAACGGGCAAAGCGAAAGCUAAAUUUGAGAAAUAUCAUUCUAAAAGCGAAUACAUGCAGUAUCCGACUGCUGCCGAUACUACUAUUUCUGGUGUGAAGAGGCAACAUUCCGAAACUGAGGCUAAGAAGCCACUAAUCGAGGACAUCACACAAGUGGAUGAAGAAGUUCCAAAGAAAAAGAAAAAGAAAGACCGCGAUAAUGUAAACGAAUCGGUAAGUGAACAAACCGCUCAACCAGAAGAGGAAAGUAUAUCAGUAUCGAAAAAGAAAAAGAAGAAGCUUAAAUUGGAGGGGACUGAAGGAAAGAGUACAGAUACGGAUACAAAAUCUGAAAAGGAAGAUAAUACAGAACCAACAGAAAGUGGAAAAGAGCCCGGCACAUCGACAGGUUCAAUAAACUAA